Molecule: messenger RNA, 876 nt
Organism: Salvia miltiorrhiza (redroot sage)
Lineage: Eukaryota; Viridiplantae; Streptophyta; Magnoliopsida; Lamiales; Lamiaceae
Product: protein CENTRORADIALIS-like
Exons: 3
Coding region: 182-700 (172 amino acids)
Biological process (GO): negative regulation of flower development; vegetative to reproductive phase transition of meristem
Cellular component (GO): nucleus; cytoplasm
Source: RefSeq, a predicted model, not a curated record
UUUUUCUUUAUUCCUUAAAACCCCAAUUUAUUUUAAAAUUCUAAAAUAGAGUAAUACAGCUAGCCAGUGAGUCUUUGUUCAGUAAUGUGAUAGUUGUUAUUGCCACUAUAAAUACAUGGGGUUUGCUAUUCCAUUCUCAGCAGCACUAUAAAUAUACACAAUACAUAUAUAUAUCGAAAAUAUGUCGUCGACGACGCCACUGAUAAUCGGAAGAGUGAUCGGAGAUGUGGUGGAUAACUUCUCGGCGACGGUGAAAAUGUCGGUGACGUACAACUCCAACAAGCAUGUGUACAAUGGGCACGAGCUCUUCCCUUCCCUAGUCGCCUCCAAACCUAGGGUUGAGGUUCAUGGUGGCGAUAUGAGAUCAUUCUUCACCCUCAUCAUGACAGACCCUGAUGUUCCUGGUCCUAGUGAUCCCUAUCUCAGGGAACACCUGCACUGGAUAGUGACAGAUAUCCCAGGCACCACCGAUUCGUCAUUCGGGAAAGAAGUGGUGAGCUACGAAAUGCCUCGUCCGAACAUAGGAAUCCACAGGUUUGUAUUCUUGCUGUUCAAACAGAAGAAGAGAGACGGAAUUAAGGCACCGGUUUGCAAAGACGGAUUCAAUACGAGGAAAUUUGCAGAGGAUAAUGAGUUGGGGCUUCCAGUUGCCGCCGUCUUCUUCAACUGCCAGCGCGAAACUGCCAACAGAAGGCGCUAGCCUACCUACCCAUUACAUUAUAUUAUUAAUUAAAUUAAAUAAAUUAAUUCCUCUCUACUGCUCCACUUUCUUGUAUUCUUCGUGCUACCUACCUACCUAGCUCCUUCAUUUUAUGUACUCAUGUAAAUUACUCAUCUUUGCAUAAAUCAUAAAUCAAAAUAUCAUGGAAAAUAAAA